CAUUUUAGCCAAACUCCAUUCCCGAAAUUACCCUCCCAAAAUCCUAUUCUGCCAUUUCUCUGCUUAUCUCAGCCAGUUCCUCGGAAACCGCCGUCCCCCGAGGCUCCAGACGUAAACCGCCACGGAUUCCGACAUGUCCGUCUCCGUCUCAAUUCAUCCCCCCUCUCUCCGGCGCGAUUCAGAUUCCGAACCUUUGAUAGAUUCCAGAUACCGGAAAGGGGAUGGGCCGACAACCACUGUGGAUGAAGAUACUGCCUUCUCCAAUAAAACUACCUUGCGCAAGAAAAGAUAUUCUAUCAACUCCAUGAGAUGCUUUGGAGUGGAAUUAACUCCAGAUAGCAUUGCUGUUGCUAUGGUAUACUUUGUUCAGGGUGUUCUGGGCCUUUCUAGACUUGCAGUCAGUUUCUACUUGAAAGAUGAUCUUCAUCUGGACCCUGCAGAGACAGCUGUCAUAUCUGGUUUCUCAUCAUUACCUUGGCUUGUCAAACCUCUGUACGGGUUCAUCAGUGAUUCCUUCCCACUUUUUGGCUAUAGAAGAAGGUCAUAUUUGGUACUGUCAGGACUUCUAGGAGCUUUCUCAUGGAGUUUGAUGGCUACCUUUGUUGACAGCAAAUAUGGUGUUGCAUUCUGCAUACUUCUUGGUUCUCUUUCUGUAGCAUUUUCAGAUGUUGUUGUGGACUCUAUGGUUGUAGAGAGGGCUCGCGGCGAAUCACAAAGCAUGUCAGGAUCUCUUCAGUCCUUAUGCUGGGGUUCCUCUGCUUUUGGGGGUAUUGUCAGUUCCUACUUCAGUGGAUCCUUGGUGGGUGCCUAUGGUGUCAGGUUUGUCUUUGGACUAACAGCUUUGCUUCCCUUAAUAACAUCUGCAGUAGCAGUUCUAGUAAAAGAGCAGUCAGUGCUCGGCCCUGCAAGGGGACAGAAUAUUUUGUUGGACAGUACUGACUUUCUAGCAAGCUCAGAGAGUAGCAUGGCUCAAUUGUGGGAUGCUGUAAAGCAGCCGAAUGUAUUUCUUCCUACCUUAUUUAUUUUCCUAUGGCAAUCAACACCGCACUCUGAUUCUGCCAUGUUUUAUUUCACUACAAAUAAACUUGGGUUUACCCCAGAGUUUCUAGGACGUGUGAAGCUAGUCACUUCUGUUGCAUCACUGGUUGGUGUUGGAAUUUAUAAUGGUUUCUUGAAAAGUGUUCGUUUGAGGAAGAUAUUUCUGGUGACUACCGUUACUGGUUCAGCUCUUGGGAUGACUCAAGUUUUGCUAGUCACUGGAUUGAACCGGCAGUUUGGUAUAAGCGAUGAGUGGUUUGCGAUCGGUGACUCAAUGAUACUAACAGUUCUUGGACAGGUGUCAUUCAUGCCUGUUCUUGUAUUAGCAGCAAAAAUAUGCCCGGAGGGCAUGGAGGCGACUCUUUUUGCAACCCUGAUGUCCGUAUCAAAUGGUGGGAGUGUCCUCGGGGGUUUGAUGGGAGCUGGACUAACUCAGCUCUUUGGUGUGACAAAGGACAGAUUUGACAAUUUAACCCCUCUCAUAAUACUUUGCAAUCUCAGCUCAUUGCUACCUUUACCACUGCUGGGCCUCCUUCCUGAAGAUAUAGCUGAUGCAGACUCUAAAGAGAGCAGCGACAUUGAAAUGAAAUCCAACUGAACCUGGAAUUUCUACUAUAAGAAAAUGACUGACUAGCUACGAAAAAAAUUAAUGCUAAAAUCAGCAUCGAGCUAACUAGUAAGUAAAAUUCUUACUAAACUCGUUGACAAUCUACAUUAGCAAUGAAUUCAACUAUUUUGCAAUGAAUAUAUGUCGUUGCUAUUAGCGUUAUUUCUUGUAGCGUCCAGAGUUGGGUGGAUUUUGAACGCAUGGUUAGCUAGCUUUAGGAAUAAUCACUGAUAGAGAAAUAGUUGUAUAUAUGAGAAAAUGGUGAUUUAGAAUUGCGAUGUUUAAUCAGUUAGUCCUGAUUGUUGGGCAGUCUCCUGAUUAUCAUAAACCAUGUCGGGAAACAGCACAUUUCUCCAGUUGUAUUCUAUGUAAAAAUUUCUCUUCAAAUUCAGGUACCCUUUGGAUUCA
Molecule: messenger RNA, 2053 nt
Organism: Sesamum indicum (sesame)
Lineage: Eukaryota; Viridiplantae; Streptophyta; Magnoliopsida; Lamiales; Pedaliaceae
Product: Major facilitator superfamily protein
Cellular component (GO): membrane
Source: RefSeq, a predicted model, not a curated record